GGCGGCUGGAGGAGAGAGACCUGGAGAGGGAGGCGUUGAGGAGGGGCAAGAUUGACCUGGAGGAGCAGAAGAGGCUGCUGGACCGAGCCCUGGAGAAGAUUAACAAAGAGAUGGAGAUAAUGAUGGGAGAUUCCCGUCAGUCGGUGGCUGCCCUGCAAACACAACUUGAAGACUACAGGGAGCGCUCAAGGAAGGACCUGCUGGAAGCCCAGCGCAACAGCAAGGACAGGCUGGCUGAGCUGCAGAGGGCUCAGAGCAACCUCAAGGCACAGCAGGAAGAAGUUUCCCGUCUGAAGAAGGAGCUGCUGCUGUGCAGCGAGGAGAGAGACAGCGCCCAGCUAGAGAGAGACCUCCUUAACAACCGACUCAAACAUUUGGAGAGUGAACUAGAAUCAGAGAAGAGCACCCACACUGACCGCACCAGGGAGAUAAGGGGGCUAGAGGAUAAAAUUAAAACUAUGGAAAUCGAACUGGAUGAGGAGAGGAGCAACGUGGAGCUUCUGAAUGACCGCAUCACACGUAGCAGAGAUCAGGUGGACCAGCUUCGCUCAGAGCUGCUGCAGGAGCGUUCGGCUAGACACGACCUGGAAAUGGACAAGAGCGCACUUGAGAGACAGUUGAAGGAGUUGAAGUCCCGCGUGGCGGACAUGGAGGGACAGACGAGAGGGCCCUCGCCUGGACUCAGCCUGCUGGAAAACAAAAUUCAAGAGUUGGAGGAGAGACUGCGCAGUGAAGAAAGAGAGAAGGCCGGCAUACAUGCCUCUCAGAGACGAAUGGAGAGGAAAUUGAAAGAGCUAAACGCCACAUUAGACCAGGAGAGAAGCCAGCAUGUUGAGCAGAGAGAUCAGCUGUCCCUGCGUGUGAAGGCGUUGAAGCGGCAGGUGGACGAAAGCGAGGGAGAGGUGGAGCGCUUGGAGGGAGUGCGUCGGAAGGUUCUUAGGGACUUGGAGGAACAGCAGGAGCUCCAGGAAACAAUGCAUGCCAAAGUCACAGCCCUGGAAACUGAACUAAAGCGGAAGUCAAAGCACACGCAUCUUGCAGCUCUGGGCUCCUCCACUUUAAGCUCUGAGGACGAGGACGGUUUCAAUGACGCGAACAUCACCUCCAUCCUGAACGAGAGCCACCUACAGACCACCAACUGCUAAAGGAAGAUGAAAAGUUUUUUUCCAGAGAGGCACUCAGGGCAUCAAGGACUCGCUUGUGUGAAGAACUCAGUUGCCAUGCACUACAUUCUUGCCUUGCAGUUGUUUAUUUUUAGUAGCAGUCCAACAGAGACAGGUUGUCAGGAUAAUUAGAUUGCAUUUGUUGAGCAUUCAGCUGUGGUUAUGAUUGCUUCCCCGUUUUAUCUGUCUUGAGAUCUUUUCUGUGUCUCUGUUAUGUCAAAGAGAAGAAUUACAGUUAUACUUAGAAAUACAAGGUUGUACUUCAUGUACUUGAAUCUUUUCAAAAAGGCGUGUUCUUUGUAUUGACUAUAUUUACUGUACGCUGCUGUGGUAGUGCAUUAUUGAGGCAUGGUUUACUUUCAGAGGUCGUACAGUAGACUUGCAAAUUCAAAAUAAUGUUAAACCAAAAAUAACCUUAUAAAACUUUUUUUUUUAUAUCUGUGUUCGCUUGCGCAUGAUAAGUUGCAUUUGUCAGUGUUGUUAGCAGCUCAAAGUAUUGCUUUGUGUAUUUCAAGUGAUAUUAUGUUUUGUUUACCUUUUGAAUGUCACAAUGAUGGGCCAUUCAAACUGAGCCUAUAUUUUUACACUAUUAGCUGUACAUACAUACCUGUUACUCAAGACAAUCAAAUAUACCUACAGUAGCACUGUGUAUCCUCAGAGAUGAAUCCUCUCCCUGUAGACUUUUCUACUUUAACCAUCAUACUUUUGACGUGGUUUAAUAUAUUGCUAAGCUUCAUUCAUGUGCAUGUUUUCACUCAAAUGCCUUAAAAUGUAGCUUUAUAUCUUUAUUUUCUUCAUGUUGUCUCUGCAUGUGUUCUUUUUAUAUGCUGCUGCUGCUGUAAUGGUUUAACAGUACUUAAUAUACUUGCCUGCGUUUACGUUCCCUGUACAUUAAUAUUGAAAGAAUCAUUAUCUUAGAUUUGGAAGUGUUUCUUUUUGUUGCACCCGGCUGUGAUGAAUGUUAAUUGUAAUCUUCAGAUUACAUUUUAAUGGUGUUAUUACAUUUUAAACAGAAACUUUUACAAUUUGUAUUGGGCAAUUACAAGCAAGGAUGCUAUUAAAGCUGCUGGUACCAUUUGUGACGGACAUUUUAAGUACAUUGGACAGUGUGUACAAUAAAAAAGAGGUUAAUUGUAUA
Etheostoma spectabile (orangethroat darter) is the source of this 2301-nucleotide messenger RNA. RefSeq names its product cingulin b (gene cgnb). Gene Ontology annotation, cellular component: bicellular tight junction; myosin complex. The transcript is spliced from 9 exons. Bases 111 to 1145 code for a protein of 344 amino acids. Gene Ontology annotation, molecular function: microtubule binding. Gene Ontology annotation, biological process: microtubule cytoskeleton organization. Lineage: Eukaryota; Metazoa; Chordata; Actinopteri; Perciformes; Percidae. The record is from RefSeq and is a predicted model, not a curated record.